UACUGUGUAAACAACAUGAAGCCAGGGACAACAGCAACAUUUAACAAAGACGUCCAGCAGCUGUUGGUGGUUAAAGAAGAGGUUCCCCCUGAGCAGCAGGAGUGGAGCUCCAGUGUGGACCAGGAGGACCCAGAGCCUCCACACAUUAAAGAGUACCAGGAGGACCCAGAACCCCCACACAUUAAAGAGGACCAGGAGGACCCAGAGCCUCCACACAUUAAAGAGGACCAGGAGGACCCAGAGCCUCCACACAUUAACGAGGACCAGGAGUUCACAUUCUCUCCUGUCCCUGUGAAGAGUAAAGAUGAUGAAGAGAAACCUCAGUCCUCACAGCUUCAUCAAAGACACACUGAACAGAUGGAAACUGGAGUUGAUGGAGAGGACUGUGGAGGACCAGAACCAGCCAGGAACUCAGAUCCAGAUACACAGAUACAGCCUGAGAAAGUUGACAAGACUGGAGAGUCUUCUGAACCUGAGACUGAUAACAGUGACGAUGAUGAUGACUGGACAGAGACCAGAGAACCUCAGUCAGGUUUAAACUCUCUUAGAAAUGAUGAAGACCCUGUUAGUGACUUGGAAUAUAGUGCUGAUGAGAAAUCAUUUGGCUGCUCUGAGUGUGGGAAAAAAUAUAGUCACAGUUCAACACUGACGAUACACAUGAGAUCCCAUACAGAAGAAAAACCAUUUAGCUGCUCUGUGUGUGGGAAAAGAUUUUGUAGAAGUGGAGUUCUGAAGACACACAUGAGAACUCACACAGGAGAAAAACCAUAUAUCUGCUCUGAGUGUGGGAAAAGAUUUUCUCGAAAAGAUAAUCUGAAGAUUCACAUGAGAACUCACACAGGAGAAAAACCAUUUAGCUGCUCUGAGUGUGGGAAAAGAUUUCCUCGAAGUGGACAUGUGAGGAGACACAUGAGAUUUCAUACAGGAGAAAGACCAUUUAGCUGCUCUGAGUGCGGGAAAGGAUUUUCUCAGUCAGAUGCUCUGAAGGGACACAUGAGAACUCAUACAGGAGAAAGACCAUUUAGUUGCACUGAGUGCGGGAAAGGAUUUUCUCUGUCAGGUGCUCUGAAGGCACACAUGAGAACUCAUACAGGAGAAAAACCAUACACCUGAUCUGAGUGUGGGAAAAGAUAUUCUCGCUCAUGUACUCUGAAGGUACACAUGAGAUCUCAUACAGGGGUUUGGAAAGAUAUUCCCGCGCAAAGAAAACUUAGUCACGUGACAGUCCACACAGGAGAGAAACCUCUCCACUGCCAUGUUUGUGACCAGAGAUUCACUUGGCCUCACCAACUCAGAAACCAUCAGUGUGUUGGUUGUCAGUCCUCACAGCUUCGUCAACGUCAAAACGAGGAGAACAGAGAGGCAGAGCCUCCAGCCAGUAGCUCAGCUGAACAGAUGGAAACAGAGGCUGAUGGAAAGGACUGUGGAGGACCAGAACCAGCCAGGAACUCAGAUCCAGAUACACAUUUACAAUCUGAGAUCGGUGACAAGACUGGAGAGUCUUCUGAGUCUUUUUGGGACCAUCCUCUGUAA
This is a messenger RNA of Epinephelus moara (kelp grouper), 1533 nucleotides long. RefSeq names its product zinc finger protein 691-like. The transcript has 2 exons. The record is from RefSeq and is a predicted model, not a curated record. Gene Ontology annotation, molecular function: DNA-binding transcription factor activity, RNA polymerase II-specific; RNA polymerase II cis-regulatory region sequence-specific DNA binding. Gene Ontology annotation, biological process: regulation of transcription by RNA polymerase II. NCBI's taxonomy places the organism in Eukaryota, Metazoa, Chordata, Actinopteri, Perciformes, Serranidae.